UAAUAAUUCAUUACAUUGCAAAGGGGAGUGACGCAGUUAUUGUAGAUCUGUAGAUGCUCCAUGCUUUUUUAUAUGACCUGAAAUUAAAUUAUUUUCUGAGUCGUGGACGUAAAAAUCAUCAUUUAAAAAACUCCAUAGAAGAGUGAUUCCUGCUGUCAUCUGGGGGCUGUAUGUCGAAGCUCUGCACCACUUGAAUUUUGAAUGCCAUUCCGGUUAGAGGUUGCGGUAGACCCCGAGGACUAGAUGCGAUAACCAGGAGAAGAUAUGCCGCAGCCGAAAUCACGAAAAAUCGCCAUCCUCGGGUACAGAUCCGUAGGAAAGUCCUCUUUGACAAUUCAGUUUGUGGAAGGCCAGUUUGUGGACUCCUAUGACCCAACAAUAGAAAACACAUUUACUAAAAUGAUCACAAUAAAUGGACAAGAGUACCAUCUUCAGCUGGUAGACACAGCAGGACAGGAUGAGUACUCUAUCUUCCCACAGACUUACUCCAUAGAUAUCAAUGGUUACAUUCUGGUCUAUUCAGUUACAUCUAAUAAAAGCUUUGAAGUUGUACAAGUUAUCCAUGAAAAACUAUUGGACAUGGUGGGAAAAGUUCAAGUACCAAUUAUGCUGGUCGGAAACAAGAACGACCUACAUAUGGAGCGAGUAAUCAGUUGUGAAGAAGGAAAAGCCUUAGCCGAUUCCUGGAACGCUGCCUUCAUGGAGUCCUCAGCUAAAGAGAAUCAGACGGCCGUGGAGGUUUUCCGGAGGAUGAUCCUGGAGGCAGAGAAGAUGGACGGCGGCGUGCAGCCAGGAAAAACGCCCUGUUCCAUGAUGUAGAGCCGCCCAAUCAACACACAGGACACUGCACUGGGAUAUCCCGUUACUUGAAGGCUAGCUGCCAGUUCUCCUCCACCUCAGCUGACUCCACCCCUCCAGGGUCCUAAAUAUCCGAUACUGUCUAUUUAUGGCUCUGACUCCACUGUUAUUUAUUAGUAUUUCCUAUUUUCUUUGUGUUUGAUAAAAAAAGGAUGAGUGGCUGUUCCCUUGUCCCUUCCCUUGUCUCAUAUUUCCCACAAUCUACCCCACCUCCGUCUCUGUGCUUGGCACUGAUGCAAAACACAGAACUUCAUUUGGGUGUAUCAGAAUAAAUGUUUUCUUCUGCUCGGUAAUAACGACUACCGUAACUAAGGCCAGAGAUAGUAGUGGCUUGAUGCAUCUUAGCUUCUCAUUAUGCAGCUCCCAUAUAUACUGUAGGCAACGAGUCCUUCUCUGUUUUAAUAACAACAGAUAAGAGAAAUGUCAUGUCUGCAAUACAUACGCUCUGAAAAUGGAUAAGUAAACAUGGACAUUUCUUCUGAUACAUCACCAGUUGUUUGGUCCUUCCAAUAUAUACAGCUCUUUUCUACUUCAUCUGCACAAAGUACCCACUUCUCUGUCCCUCAGUUUGUUUUCAUAGCGGUCACUGUCAGCCAAAAAACUCUGCAUCCAUUUUCUAAUGUUGAAAAUGUUGUACAAAUGUUUUUGAUUGUAAUCAUUAAAGCAAAAAGUGGUUAUGUAAA
Molecule: messenger RNA, 1541 nt
Organism: Etheostoma spectabile (orangethroat darter)
Lineage: Eukaryota; Metazoa; Chordata; Actinopteri; Perciformes; Percidae
Gene: rheb
Product: Ras homolog, mTORC1 binding
Exons: 8
Coding region: 265-819 (184 amino acids)
Biological process (GO): signal transduction
Cellular component (GO): membrane
Molecular function (GO): GTPase activity; GTP binding
Source: RefSeq, a predicted model, not a curated record